AUGGAAGAGCUUGAAGCCUGCGUCCUCUUCCCAUCGCCGAAGCAGCAGGAAACGCAGCGUCUCCGCGAACGCAACAGAAUUGCCAAGAGGGCAUCGAGAGCGCGCCAACGGCAGCGUGAGCAGCACAACGACACUACUGCAGACGUCGCAGUACAGCCAACGCCAACUGCAGAAGCAACUUCGCAGGACUUGGCGGUGCCAUUGCACCCGCCACAACACCCUGGUUCUGGCUCUGGCUCUGGUUCUGGCUCUGACUCCGCUUGUGUACGGGCCGAAGCGUCGGAAGACCUUGGCGUCUGGGCACUAGACGGCCCCCUAGACGACCCUACCGCCCUGCCCUGGCCCUCUUCUCUUGAUGAGGACUGGCCUGGUUUUAGUGGUUCACUAGUGGAUACGCUUAGCCCUCGUCAGCUCUCAGUCUCAGUCUCAGUCCCGGGAAUAUCCAACCCAGAGCCGCGAGCACCGCCUACGUCUUCGAGUUCACUCACCUCCGACUCCAACGAUUCCAACAGCAGACCAUCUAGAUUACUACACAUCGCCGCUCGCAAUGGAACAACCGGCAUUCUGCUCUCGCUGAUCAAGGCCGGCGCAGAUGUGAACUCGCGCGACUGCUCCGGCACAACUCCCCUCCAUAUCGCUGUACGCUUUCGACGUGCAAGUGCUCUCGAGCUGCUAGUGAAUCACGGAGCAAAUAUCAAUGCCCGAGACUCGGCCAACAUGACGGCCCUCGAAGUAGCUGUGAGGGCUCAAGACGAAGAGCUUGUCAACAUUCUCCUCUCUGGUGGAGCUGAGCUUCAUUGA
Molecule: messenger RNA, 801 nt
Organism: Fusarium proliferatum ET1
Lineage: Eukaryota; Fungi; Ascomycota; Sordariomycetes; Hypocreales; Nectriaceae
Exons: 2
Coding region: 1-801 (266 amino acids)
Molecular function (GO): protein binding
Source: RefSeq, a predicted model, not a curated record